This is a messenger RNA of Camellia sinensis, 567 nucleotides long. NCBI's taxonomy places the organism in Eukaryota, Viridiplantae, Streptophyta, Magnoliopsida, Ericales, Theaceae. The record is from RefSeq and is a predicted model, not a curated record.
AUGUCUUUGGGUUGGAAUUUGACGAAAUCAGGAAUGUUACCAAGCAAAAAUGAAGAGCCCAUUCCCCUACUAGAGACCCAACCCCAAUCUUCAUCUUCAUCAGCCGAGGCAGCCCCAAUCUUCAUCUUCUCUCUUCCUCCAUCUCUCUCUCUGCCAUCCCAAUCUUCAUCAGCCGAGGCAGCCCCAAAAGGGAGCCACUGCAAAAGGAAGAAUCUAAACGAGUGGAGCCACUACAAAAGGCUCACAUUAGGCAGCUUGAGGACUUCCUUAAGACCUUUCAUAUCGAAACAUUGUGCCAAUGAUGGGGUCAGAAUUAUGCUUGCCACUGGUAUAUUCAGAGCUCUCAAAGAAGUACAUGAAUUUUGUGCUGAAAGAAGGGGAUUAAUUACAAAACAAAUUGAAAGAAGAUUAUUUGUUGCUAUGACAAUGUCCAAACCAAACCAAACCAAAUUAAACCAAGCCUUAAGUCUCAUUGCUAUGACAAUGUCAUUGCAAAAAAUUGUGAAGCAUGCAAUUAUCACUCUUAAACAUGGGUUUGUUGAGUUUUUUUGGUAUUGUUCAAAUUGA